Rhinolophus ferrumequinum (greater horseshoe bat) is the source of this 1514-nucleotide messenger RNA. RefSeq names its product paired box 4 (gene PAX4). NCBI's taxonomy places the organism in Eukaryota, Metazoa, Chordata, Mammalia, Chiroptera, Rhinolophidae. Bases 1 to 1473 code for a protein of 490 amino acids. Gene Ontology annotation, biological process: regulation of transcription by RNA polymerase II; anatomical structure development. The record is from RefSeq and is a predicted model, not a curated record. Gene Ontology annotation, molecular function: DNA-binding transcription factor activity, RNA polymerase II-specific; RNA polymerase II cis-regulatory region sequence-specific DNA binding. The transcript has 10 exons.
AUGUUUAGCAAGAGACCAAAUACACCCCGAUUAUUGCAGGCCCAGCCCCACAUCCUGACGACCGAAGAAGGAGCUCUCAGGAGGAACUGCCCUCCCCAGCUUCCUAGUUCCUGCCCUUCCAUGAGGGGGCUCAGCAUGCCACAGGAUGGUAAGAGACCUGGGGCCCGGGAGAGGGAGGAAAAGCAGGAUGGAGUCAGGACGGAGGGAGACUUGCAAGGCUUUGCUUCCAUCCACAUGGUUUCAUCCUCCCUUGACCAGUGUCCCGGGGAAGCUUCGUCCAGUCACCCUCCCUGCUCUACUCUGCUCACCUUAGCUGACAAGGGUCAGUACACGUGCUCACAGAGCACGGACUCACCCAAGAGCCAGCUACCAAAGACACUGGUGGGCUGGGGAGAGGGGGAAUAUGGUAUAUGGUGUGUGGAGGCCUCCUUCUCAUGCGCAGGAAUCAACAGUGUGAACCAGCUGGGGGGCCUCUUUGUGAAUGGCCGGCCCCUGCCCCUGGACACCCGGCAGCAGAUUGUGCGGCUGGCAGUCAGCGGGAUGCGGCCGUGUGACAUCUCACGUAGCCUUAAGGUAUCUAAUGGCUGUGUGAGCAAGAUCCUAGGGCGUUACUACCGCACAGGUGUCUUGGAGCCCAAGGGGAUUGGGGGAAGCAAGCCACGUCUGGCCACACCUCCUGUGGUGGCUCGAAUUGCCCAGCUGAAGGGUGAGUGCCCGGCCCUCUUUGCCUGGGAGAUCCAGCGCCAGCUCUGUGCUGAAGGGCUUUGUACCCAGGACAAGACUCCCAGUGUCUCCUCCAUCAACCGAGUCCUGAGGGCGCUGCAGGAGGACCAGAGACUGCCCUGGGCACAGCUCAGGUCACCAGCUGUUUUAGCUCCAGUUCCUCGCAAUCCCCACAGUGGCUCUGAGGCUCCCCGGGGUCCCUACCCAGGGACUGGCCACCGGAAUCGGACGAUCUUCUCCCCAGGCCAAGCUGAGGCGCUGGAGAAAGAGUUCCAGCGAGGGAAGUAUCCUGACUCAGUGGCCCGGGGAAAGCUGGCUGCUUCCACCUCCCUGCCCGAGGACACGGUGAGGGUCUGGUUUUCCAACCGAAGAGCCAAAUGGCGCCGACAAGAGAAGCUCAAGUGGGAAACUCAGCUUCCAGGUACUUCCCAGGGUCUGAUUGUACCGAGUGCUUCCUCAGGGAUCGUGACUGCACAGCAGUCCCCUAGCAGUGUGCCCACCGCAGCCCUGCCUGCCCUGGAAUCUUUGGGUCCCUCCCGCUAUCAGCUGUGUUGCGGGACAGCACCCGACAGGUGUCUAAGUGACACCCCACCCCAAGCCUGUCUCAAGCCCUGCUUGGGCUACCUGCCCCCCACCGCCGAGCUCCCUGGAUUCAGUUCUGCUCUGCCAUCCUUGCCCCUCCUAUCACUGCCCCCGCCGCCAGUCUUGGUGCCCCUCAGGCCUUGCUCUGGCCUGGCUCCCCACUACUGAAAGGCCUGGGAUGAGAGGAAGGCCAGAGUGGACAGGAGAUG